UUUUUUUUCUUCUUUCUGGGGUAGCUUAUAUUUAUUGGUUUCAUUAUGACGAUGGGGGCAAAAAAAAGUGGGAGUCUUUCUUUCUUGUAACUUCAACAAACGGCAGCUUCUUCAAUUCAAAACAAAACUCUCUGGGGUGUUGGUGUUGGUGAGGGAUCUGAGGCAAAGGUGUUGAUGAUAUGGGAGCGUGUGUUUCAACUCCACAAGGGUGCGUGGGAGGGAGGUUGAGCUCUUCCAAGAAGAAAACCAGAAAGAGAAGGAGAGAGGGACUCAGAAGAAGAGUUACUUCUCGGUUGUGUAAGGAAUCAUCGGAGAAAGUUGAUGUGGCAGGGUUGCCUGAUUGUUCCUUUGCUAACCCCACUUUCCAAGCAGGAAGUAUUGAAGAGGCAUGGUUUGAUUCCAUUGCAGUAUUUGACUCUGACUGUGAUGAUGAUUAUCAGAGUGUUCCUGAUGAUGUUGUAUCUCUGAGUGGGAUUGAAGGUGGAUCUGUAUCAAGUUUUCCGUCUUCAAGAGAUGCCACCCGUGGAGUUUCCACAGAUCAGGUUCAGAAACAGAAGGAGUUGUUGGCAGGAUCCGAGGCAGCCAGAAGUUCAGAUGUCCAAUAUUUUGGUGUAGAUGUCAUUGAUUCUCAACGUGAGCCUGUGUUCCUUGAUGAAAUAUCCUCAGUGGAUGCGAACUCCAACAAGGAUGAUGGACUUUUGGAUAAUUGCGGGAUUCUUCCAAACAAUUGUUUGCCAUGUCUUGCGUCUACCAUUCCUUCUGUUGAAAAGAGAAGAUCAUCAAGUUCUAGUCCUCCUAAUGCAAGGAAGAAGGUUCCUGCAAAACUUUCCUUUAAAUGGAAAGAAGGACAUGGGAAUGCUACUCUAUUUUCCUCUAAGAUGCUGCUACAAAGACCAAUAGCAGGUUCUCAAGUGCCCUUUUGUCCAAUUGAGAAGAAAAUGCUUGAUUGUUGGUCACAAAUUGAUGCAAGCACUUUCAAAGUUCGAGGAGUAAAUUAUUUCAAGGACAAGAAAAAGGACUUUGCUCCCAAUUAUUCUGCAUACUACCCAUUUGGUGUAGAUAUUUUCUUGUCUCCACGGAAAGUUGACCAUAUAGCUCGGUUUGUGGAACUUCCUGUUAUGAGUUCCUCCGUGAAAUUUCCUCCCAUACUAGUUGUAAACGUUCAGGUUCCACUCUAUCCUGCCACACUUUUUCAAGGAGAAACUGAUGGCGAAGGAAUGAGCAUUGUUUUGUACUUCAAACUUUCGGAAAGUUACUCCAAGGAACUUCCACCGCCUUUUCAAGAAAGCAUCAGAAGAUUGAUGGACGAUGAAGUUGAAAAGGUAAAGGGUUUCCCUGUAGAUACAAUUGCACCCUUCAGGGAAAGGUUGAAAAUAUUAGGCCGUGUCGUCAACCUGGAAGAUCUUCAUUUGAGUGCUGCAGAAAGGAAGCUUAUGCAGGCUUACAAUGAGAAGCCAGUUCUUUCACGUCCCCAACACGAGUUUUACACGGGGGAAAAUUACUUUGAGAUUGAUUUGGAUAUGCAUAGAUUCAGUUAUAUAUCCAGGAAAGGGUUUGAAGCUUUUCUGGAGAGAUUAAAGGUUUGCACUCUAGAUGUUGGCCUCACAAUUCAGGGGAACAAACAAGAGGAGCUGCCAGAGAAUGUGUUAUGUUGUAUUAGAUUAAACGGCAUUGAUUACAUGAAUUACCAACAACUGGGGCUAACUCAGGACCCCCUCUGAUAUAAAAAAAUAACAAGCAUUUGCAAUCUUUCAAUUUAUGAUUAAUAAUAGUCAUUUCUAGAAGCGAUUCUUUCUGUGUGCACCUUUUUUAUUAUUAUUGCAUAAAAUUCACUUGAGUUUAAUGAAACUCAAUCAUGUGAAUUUUAUUUAAUAAUAAAAGUACGUUAAAAAAAUGUUACUAGUAUUUUUUUUAUCAAUUAUAGAGACAACAUGCGUGUGAUUAAAGAUGAUGGCAACUUUGUGUAAGAUGCCGGCUUCAAAUUAA
Messenger RNA from Glycine soja, 1986 nucleotides. RefSeq lists its product as uncharacterized. NCBI's taxonomy places the organism in Eukaryota, Viridiplantae, Streptophyta, Magnoliopsida, Fabales, Fabaceae. The transcript has 10 exons. The coding region runs from base 180 to 1721 and encodes 513 amino acids. The record is from RefSeq and is a predicted model, not a curated record.